Theobroma cacao (cacao) is the source of this 1659-nucleotide messenger RNA. NCBI's taxonomy places the organism in Eukaryota, Viridiplantae, Streptophyta, Magnoliopsida, Malvales, Malvaceae. The record is from RefSeq and is a predicted model, not a curated record.
AUGGAUGCCUUGUCCUCCACCUUCAUCCCCAAAUCCCUUGCUCCUAGCAAUGCUACCGCCAUAUCCACACCCAUUGUUUCCCAACCUCCUCAACUCUACAUAUUUUCCGUUAGAAUUCAGGGAAAACAGCUGAAUUCCUCUGCCACAACUUCAAAAUUAUCAAACACUGCAUCGCCAGCAACACCUCUUUCACCACUCAAGAAUAUCAUGGCUCCAUCAACAGCAAUUACACUCAUCUUCAAUGCGGUUCGUGACACUUUAGAAAACUUCAUAUACCCUGAUCUCAGCCCCUCUCUGGAUCCCAGGCUCGUGCUUGCUGGGAACUUUUCCCCAGUUGAUGAGCUUCCUCCAACAGAGUGUGAGGUAAUACAAGGGACCCUUCCACCAUGCCUGGAUGGUGCAUACAUCCGCAAUGGUCCCAACCCUCGGUACCUUCCUCGUGGUCCGUACCACCUCUUUGAUGGCGAUGGGAUGGUGCACUGUGUUAGAGUCUCCAAAGGACGAGCCACUCUCUGUAGCCGUUACGUCAAGACCUACAAGUACAACGCUGAGCGUGAGGCUGGAUUCCCCAUUGUUCCCAGUUUCUUGUCUAGCUUUAACGGUUUAACUUCGUCUGCCACCCAUUUUACUCUUUAUGCUGCUAGAAUUCUAACCGGUCAGUACAAUCCUGCAAAGGGCAUUGGUCUGGCAAAUACUAGUUUGGCCUUGUUUGGAAACCGUCUUUAUGCACUUGGUGAGUCAGAUCUACCCUAUGCUUUACGCUUGACAUCCAAUGGGGAUAUAGAAACAUUGGGUCGCCAUGAUUUUGAUGGGAAGCUGUUUAGGAGCAUGACUGCCCACCCCAAGUUAGACCCUGACACGGGUGAGACCUUUGCUUUCCGUUAUGACCCCAUAUUUCGCCCAUUUCUAACGUACUUCUACUUUGAUCCGAAUGGAAUCAAACAGCCAGAUGUGCCUAUUUUUUCUAUGGUCACUCCAUCUUUCAUCCAUGACUUCGCAAUCACGAAGAACUAUGCCAUUUUUGCUGACAUACAAAUAGGAAUAAAUCCCAUGAAAAUAAUACUUGGAUCGGGUUCUCCAGUGAGUUCAGAUCUGACUAAAGUGCCUAGAAUUGGGAUCAUCCGUCGGUAUUCAAAAGACAAGUCAGAAAUGAAAUGGUUUGAUGCACCAGGGUUCAAUCCUAUACACGUGAUCAAUGCAUGGGAUGAGGAUGAUGGCAAUGCCAUAGUCAUGGUAGCACCGAACAUACUAUCAGUAGAACACACCCUGGAGAGAAUGGACCUUGUACAUGCCCUGGUGGAGAAAGGACUUGACCUAAAGACAAGGCUAGUAACAAGGCAGCCCAUUUCGACGAGAAAUCUAGACUUCGCAGUGAUCAAUCCAGCAUACGUAGCCAAUAAAACCAAAUACGUUUACGCAGCAGUAGGCGAUCCAAUGCCAAAAAUUUCAGGAGUGGUGAAAUUGGACGUGUCAAAAGGAGAAUUGGAGGAGUGCACAGUGGGUAGCCGGAUGUAUGGAGCAGGGUGCUAUGGUGGGGAACCCUUCUUUGUAGCAAAGGGGCCCGGAAAUCCAGAAGCGGCGGAGGAUGACGGCUAUGUUUUGCCAUUUGUUCACAAUGAAAACACGGAAGAAUCAAGUCUGCUGGUGAUGGAUGCAUAG